Daldinia caldariorum is the source of this 1952-nucleotide messenger RNA. RefSeq lists its product as uncharacterized. The transcript is spliced from 2 exons. The coding region runs from base 318 to 1754 and encodes 478 amino acids. Gene Ontology annotation, molecular function: glycosyltransferase activity. NCBI's taxonomy places the organism in Eukaryota, Fungi, Ascomycota, Sordariomycetes, Xylariales, Hypoxylaceae. Gene Ontology annotation, cellular component: Golgi membrane. The record is from RefSeq and is a predicted model, not a curated record. Gene Ontology annotation, biological process: GPI anchor biosynthetic process.
GAUAUAUUUUGUAUUAUCUACCUACUGUUGUUUUGGUUGUAGAAUUACUGACUGACUGAAGUAGGGUUAUUGGUUUUGGUAUAAUUGUAUUGUAUUGUAUUGUACCUAGCAGUAAUCAUCUCGUUAAAACACGACGGUUUAGAGCGUCCGUUUAAAACUAAAAACAUAAACAAUGCAUUUACAAACUUCACAUCGUAAGCGACCAUCACCAUCGCCAAGCCAACCGUCUUAAAAUAUCGAAUUCAAUUUUAUAUUUACCUAAUAUAAAAGCGAGAUGAUUGAAGCAUCAAGGUAAGCAGCAAGGUGUGUCUUGCUCAAUGAUCUGUCGACCUCGUAUCGCGAGCGAUGCUCUCGGCCAGCCUGGCAUUCGCGCCUUGCUUCUGCUCCUAACCAUCGCUUCGCUAUACUCGAUAUACGGUUCGCUCUACUUUUACCGCGAUCCCCUCUCCAUAUUCUUCUCGGAAAGGCAUGGAUUCGACCGCUUCUACUCGGCCACGCGCCAGGCCGAAGCCGAGCAAUUCCUCGACGCCGUCAUGGCCGACCCCGACUUGGCGCAAUCCGAACUAGGCAAUUCCGGUCCCACCCCCAAGAUUUGUGCCGUCUUCAUAACCGUGGGAAGAAUUAUGGAUGGUCGGCAGUACAUCGAUAGCGCUGUGGGCUCGUUCUUGGCCAACAUGUCCCGUGCCGAGAGGGAGACCGUUCACCUGAAGAUCUUCUUUGCCGACGUGCCGGACCCCAACACCCAACACAAGAGCUACGCCUCUCUAUCGGCAGCUGGCAUCGCCGACGAAAUAUUCACUUAUAACUCCACCUUACCCCCGGAAGAAAAAGACGCCAAGAUUCGCGAGUUUAUGGAGUAUACAAAGGAUCGUCAGAAUAAGCAUAAGCUCGAGAAGAAAACGGUAUAUGACUACGCCUACGCACUCGAUCGUUGUCUUCUGACUACCGAAGCCCCUUACAUUGCGCUAUUCGAGGAAGAUAUUCUCCUCGCAGACGGUUGGGCAGCGAGGACCCUACGGAACCUACAAAUUAUUGAGGAGAUGAUGAAGGACCCAAGGCGACGCGAACCUAAGAAGGGCAAAAUCGAUCCAGGCGUGCCAAAUACGUGGCUAUACCUACGUCUUUUUAACCAAGAACGAAGCUUUGGAUGGUCGGGCGGGCCUGGAUUCAGAAGCAAUAAGCUUCACAUUAUAUCCAUCGCCGUGUCCAUUCCGCUCCUCCUAGUUCUACUACUAGUACGUAGAAAGAUGCCCCGUCACUUGGCUCGACACCUGGAUGGGUGGACGUUACUAGUGAUAUGCGGCCUCGCCGUACCGCUAAUAUUAUGGCUAUUCUACGCCUCCGGUAAAGCCUCUCUCAUUGGUUCGCCACCAGGGGUUCGCGAGGAGUUUUUCGGUUGUUGCAACCAGGCGUUGGUCUACAACCGGGAGCACGUCGAAGAGUUAUCGGACUUCUUGAUGACGGCUUCCGGACGCGCAGUCCCCGGUAGGAGCGACAUGCUUCCGAAGAAGUUCGCUUACAACCACGGCUUCGCGAGAAUUAGUGCGUAUCCGAUGUUGGCGCAGCACGCGGGUAGAGUGAGCGCCAUCGACACGAGUAACGACGAGGCCAAGCGCGUAUGGAGCAUGGCUUUCGAGGACUUGAAGCCGGCCAAGUUGGCGAAGGAGCAUGUCAGAGAUGUGCAGGCUCUGUUCGGAGACGAGGCGGUCGAGCAGAUGAGAAGACAGCGGAUUCGAACACCAGGUAUAGCGUGAAGUAAUUUUCAGAACGAUUUAUGACAUUACUCAAGUUACCUCUCUCGUUGCUCUUGGAUCAUAUCUCAGUACACUAUUUUACACAUAUUGUAGACGCAUAUCACGGGCUCGAGACCGUUAGUCAAUUCGCCGCAGGUACCUUACCGAUUCGAAUCAAAGCCAGACGUCUUCAUCUAUAAACUCUAUUCAAGCCAUUCC